AUGGCCUUGGCUCGCGCCUCCCAGGGCCUAGUACCAUUCACGCGGGAAAUGCAGUUCCAAUUGGCGACCUUUCUAAAUAGGUUCGCCAGAUGGAGCCAAAAUCUGUCGGAGACAAGCGUCGAGCUAUGCGUGUUCUGCAGAAACAAUGACCAGCCUUACGAGUUUUAUACCGGACACAAGGUCAGGGACCAACAGGGCCGCGUGUCUUGCCCGGUCCUACGCCAGUUCACCUGCCCUGUCUGCAAGGCCACAGGGGACCAGGCACACACGAUCCGAUACUGUCCGGUGGUCGAGAACGGCCGCUUCAUGUCAAGCCUCUCCUCGCGGUCCAUCGAAUUCAGGCCCGAUUUCCAUGCCGGUGGAGAUGCCACCGCUCCCUCCAUUUCGAGAGCGCUGUUAAGGACUGUUCGCCCGGAGUCGUCGACUUGCCUCCCUCUCCAGUCUACAGCGCGACUGUCUUCGCAUUACCCCUCAAUCUUCCGUAUGAGUAAAUUUGAUCUACCCGGGAGCGGAACUUUAUCGGCUCCCUCACGAGCCGCGUUGUCGGGCUUCUGUGGUUCAGGCGAAUUGGACCCGGCACCCUUGCCAGCUCACUCAGAGUCUCUUGACAGCCUUAUACUUGCAUCCGGCUUGUCAGGAGCUAUCUGUCCUGACCAGCGGUCCCGACUUCGUCCCCUACCCUUUGCUGAGUCUGCUGAGGGUAGCGACAGCACGGUUGGGCGGAGAGCCAUCACUAGGUGUAGCAGGGUUGCUGCUGCAGCUUCGAGCACCGAGGCUGAUGGCCAGUUUCCGAUUGAAAAAGCCCAGUCCUGGCUGGCUUGGUGA
Protopolystoma xenopodis is the source of this 825-nucleotide messenger RNA. The record is from the annotation of a GenBank genome assembly. Lineage: Eukaryota; Metazoa; Platyhelminthes; Monogenea; Polystomatidea; Polystomatidae.